Dermacentor silvarum is the source of this 601-nucleotide messenger RNA. RefSeq lists its product as uncharacterized. The coding region runs from base 69 to 431 and encodes 120 amino acids. NCBI's taxonomy places the organism in Eukaryota, Metazoa, Arthropoda, Arachnida, Ixodida, Ixodidae. The record is from RefSeq and is a predicted model, not a curated record. The transcript has 4 exons.
AAGGGACUGCCGAACGGCGACUGGAGGAUAUCCGCCAGUCGGCCGCUAAGAGCGCCAGUUCCUUGAGCAUGUGUCUCCAGUCCUCCAUGUCCGUCUGGUUGCUGUGCUUGGCUGUGCUAGUGGCCAGCGCCUAUUCUGCAGCGUUUGGUGAUUCAGUCGAAGAAGGAGUGCGGGACAAGAAAAUCAUCACGCUUUUACGGCGGAAUAACAGCUGCAAGUUGUACGGCCACUCGUGUCUUGGAGGCCACGGGAAGCGUUCAGACGACGGCAGCGCCCCUGGCGGCGGCGUCUCCCCCGACGUGAUGCAGAUGCUGCGCAAGACGACCGAUGACGAAGCACUGCCCCCGUUCCCGGCCCAGGCCAGGUUCGACAGGGUGGCCCUACUCGAGAAGGCGCUCAUCCAACUGCUGAGGAACAGGAUGAUGGUCUGAGGACGGGCAGCUCGGCUCUUUGCGGGCACACCGCGCCGCUGAGAACCCCGGGCAACGACGCUGCCCGCAUAGAAGCUGGAGGAGAUGACGGAGACGAAGAACGAAAGCGGAUGGUUUUUGCACAAAUAUUCAUAAUAAUAAAAACAAGAGAACCAUGAAGAAACUUUGCA